This is a messenger RNA of Magnolia sinica, 2164 nucleotides long. Its product is annotated as GTP-binding protein At3g49725, chloroplastic. Bases 120 to 1889 code for a protein of 589 amino acids. Gene Ontology annotation, molecular function: GTP binding; ribosome binding. Gene Ontology annotation, cellular component: cytoplasm. The record is from RefSeq and is a predicted model, not a curated record. The transcript is spliced from 14 exons. Lineage: Eukaryota; Viridiplantae; Streptophyta; Magnoliopsida; Magnoliales; Magnoliaceae.
GGGGCCUCGAGCCAAAUCGUGCCCGCCUAAAACAGGUAGUAUCCCCUCCAGUCACUCACCCCCCCUCCAAAACACCCCCAAAAUACACAGGACAGACCUUCUCAGAUUCAAACCUAGCAAUGUUCAGAACCAUCUUUCUCUUAAAAACUCCGCUCAGAUCUCUCUACCAAACCCCCCUUUUCUUUCCUUCUGCCCUUUCUCCCUCCUUCCAAACAAAUACCCCCUCCCUUUUGAAAAUCCCACCCAACCCAUUUUUCACAACCCCCUCAAACAACACAUUUCCACCAAAUUCAAUCCUCUGUUCUCCAUUUUCUUCUCAGUCGUCACGGCAGAAGAAGGCCGAUGAAGACUAUGAAGAUGAUGGGGGUGGAGAGUUCAUAGUCAACAGGGACCCGAAGAGCCCACCAAAGUUGUUCAUCAUCCAGCCGCGGUUACGGCCUGACACCCUUCUGCAGGCGAAGCUCGACGAGGCUUUGAACCUCGCGAAUUCUCUCGAGGAGCGGCGGGAUGGUGAUGAAUGUGGCGAAUUCGGGGAGAGGGAGAUGCCGCCACACCUUAUUGUUCAGAACCCGGCUGCGAGAUCACCCAAGGCGCAUGCAGACACGUAUUUUGGACAGGGGACCGUGGAAAAUGUGAAAUGCCAUCUAAAUGCUUUGGAAUCAGGGGACAAAUUGGAUGCAGUUUUUGUAAAUACAAUCCUUUCUGGGAUUCAACAGCGCAAUUUGGAGGCAACUUGGGGCAUGCCAGUUUUGGAUCGUGUGGGUCUUAUAAUUGAGAUAUUCAAUGCUCAUGCCCAAACAAAGGAAGCGAAACUGCAGUCGGAGUUGGCUGCUCUAAUGUACAAGAGGACUAGACUUGUUCGUCUGCGUGGCCCUGAUGGAAGUCUUACAUUCGGAGCAGCUGGAGAGGCUGAGGUUGUCAGUGCUCGAGGGAGAGGAAGCGGGGGGCGUGGUUUUAUUAGUGGUGCUGGAGAAACUGAACUCCAGCUUCAACGUCGGAGGAUUUUGGAGCGGAGGAACCAUUUACUAUCUCAAAUUGAAGACGUCCGUCGAACUCGAGCUUUGCAACGUUAUGCUCGCAGAAGGCGUGGUGGCUCACAAGGUCAAGGCCUAGCUACUGUUGCUGUUGUUGGGUAUACAAAUGCCGGGAAAUCUACUCUAGUCAGCGCUCUUUCAGAUAGUGAUCUAUACAGUGAUGAUCGAUUAUUUGCAACUGUGGAUCCCCGAUUAAGAAGUGUAAUUCUUCCAUCAGGGAGGAAAGUGCUUCUCAGCGAUACGGUAGGAUUUAUCUCAGACUUGCCCGUGCAGUUAGUAGAAGCAUUUCAUGCAACCCUAGAAGAAGUUGUAGAAGCAGACCUUCUCGUGCAUGUGCUGGACUCUAGUGCUUUCAAUGUCGAUGAGCAACGGUCGACUGUACUUCAGGUGCUGCAGCAGAUAGGGGUGUCUGAGGAAAAGCUCCAAAACAUGAUUGAAGUUUGGAAUAAGAUAGAUCUUCUAGAAACAGAAACUGUAGCCAACAAAUCUCUAGAUCAAGGUGAUGAUGAUGAGGGCAGUGGUUUCUCAGAAGCAGAAGAGCAUGACAUGGCAUCCGAACUGUCCCCUAGAGAGAUUGAUGAGGAUGAUAUCGCAUCUGAGCUGUUGCCGGUAAUAGAGGCUGUUGACGAUGAUCAGAACCGAUCCUCAGAGGAUGUGAUGAUGAAUGGUGAAGAUACACCUACUCAGCCUCAAGAUGUUCAAUGCAUUAAAACAUCUGCGACUAUGGGAGUUGGCUUGCAAGAGUUGCUGAGCCUCAUUGAUGGGAAGCUAAAUACAAGAAAAUCAAUGGAAAACAGUUUUGACCGUAAAUGGAGACCUCCUUCUGCUGACGGUGACACUGCAGUUGAACAAUAGGUGGUUUUUGUACCCCACUGAAGCUGGAAACUCAAGCGAUUCACGGGUCAACGAUCAAGAUGGUUGAGUGCCUAUUGUCGGGGUAAGCAUACAUUUUUGUACAAGACCAGUGGUCUAGGUUUCACAAUCCUCAACCAUUGCUUGCUAUCAACACAUAGAUGAAAAUUUCUCAAAGAACAUAGGAUUUUGUUGCUAUAGAAACUUGAUGGUCCACUUUCUUUGUAGAGACAUAAUUAUUUAAAUUACAAUAAUCCCUUCUUAAGGGAGUUCUUUUU